Messenger RNA from Cuculus canorus (common cuckoo), 900 nucleotides. RefSeq names its product fragile histidine triad diadenosine triphosphatase (gene FHIT). The transcript is spliced from 9 exons. Gene Ontology annotation, molecular function: bis(5'-adenosyl)-triphosphatase activity; ubiquitin protein ligase binding. NCBI's taxonomy places the organism in Eukaryota, Metazoa, Chordata, Aves, Cuculiformes, Cuculidae. The coding region runs from base 314 to 760 and encodes 148 amino acids. The record is from RefSeq and is a predicted model, not a curated record. Gene Ontology annotation, cellular component: plasma membrane; nucleus; cytoplasm. Gene Ontology annotation, biological process: negative regulation of proteasomal ubiquitin-dependent protein catabolic process; diadenosine triphosphate catabolic process; intrinsic apoptotic signaling pathway by p53 class mediator.
UCCCCCGGCCGCCGCGCACGCGCGCUGGGAGAAGGCGUCAUAACCAGCUCAAGGAAUUCCAGAUCAAGCAACUCCAUCUCAGCUGCUGGUUUCUUUCCCUGUGUGUAACACGUUUGUUAUCCUGCUACAGCUGUUUCUUGCAUCGAGUGGCACGUCGCAGCCUCGUGAAUUGACCGUGUCUCAUUCAUACUCAGAAGGAGUAAAAGGAGGUGCAGCGUGUGAUUUCAAGCAUCUCUAGAGGAGCGGGCUGGGCCUUGCUGCCGUUGGAGGGCACAUAGGAGACUACGGAAGACUCUCAAGUUGGACAUCCAUCAUGCUGAGAUUUGGGCAGCACCUCAUCAAGCCGUCUGUGGUCUUCCUGAGGACAGAGCUCUCUUUUGCUCUCGUGAACCGCAAGCCAGUGGUCCCAGGACAUGUCCUUGUUUGUCCUCUGCGGCCAGUGGAGCGUUUCCGUGACCUGCGUCCUGAGGAAGUGGCUGAUUUAUUUUGUGUGGCCCAAAGGGUUGGCAACGUGGUGGAGAAGCACUUCUGCGGCACCUCGCUCACCAUUUCCAUUCAGGACGGCCCCGAAGCUGGACAGACAGUGAAGCAUGUCCAUGUCCAUAUCCUUCCAAGGAGGGCUGGAGACUUCAGCAGGAACGAUGAUGUCUACAAGGAGCUGCAACAACAUGACAAAGAGGAUUCCCCUGACAAGUGGAGGACAGAAGAAGAAAUGGCAGCUGAAGCAGCAGUCCUGAAGAAGUAUUUUCAGGAAAAUUAAAGGUAACAAAGUGGUUGGAAAACGUCCUGUGACAUAAGAAAAUCCCCUGAAAGACAGACUUCCUUCUCCUGUUCUCAGUGGCCCUGGAGCUGCAGCUGAACAAUUUUAUUAUGUUCUACGAAAACAGGAUUCUUCCAUGA